GGACAUCCCGACGCCCGCAAGACCACUCUCGCAUCUCGGAUUUCUGUCUCUUCAACAGACUGAUCUCCCCUUACCGGCUUGAAGUAUGGCCGCCGUUAGUAAUGGAAGUACUCCGUUACCAGAAGAUGUGAACAAGCCCCCGGAGGGUGUGGUAUUGCCACCCAAGGAUAUUCGAGCAAUUGUCGAGAAGACCGCCGGAUACGUUGCUCGAAACGGUCCUGUGUUCGAAGAUCGUGUUCGCGAGAAAGAGCGAAACAACCCGAAGUUCUCUUUCCUCAACCCCGACGACGCAUACGGCCCAUUCUACCAAUGGCGCCUCAUAGAGAUCAAGGAAGGGCGAGGGUCGACUGCGCUCGCAGGUCGUCCCGGCGAAGCCAGCGCGGCCGCGGAGCCUGAGAAGCCCAAGGGCCCCCCCGAGCCCCCCGAGUUCCACUUCUCCGCCCGGAUGCCCAUCAUCAACGCGCAGGAUCUCGAAGUCGUCAAGCUGACGGCCCUGUUCGUGGCCCGACGCGGCAAGUCCUUCAUGACCGCCCUCUCCCAGCGCGAGGCCCGCAACUUCCAAUUCGACUUCCUCCGCCCGCAGCACAGUCUCUACUCGUUCUUCACGCGCCUCGUCGACCAAUACACGAUCCUGCUCCGUGCGGAGGGCAUCGACGCCGCGACGACGGAGAAAAAGCGACUCGGCGAGCUGGAGCGCAACGUCCAGAACAAGUACCACGUGCUCGACCGCGCCAAGGAGCGCGCCGAGUGGGUCAAAUACCAAGCGCAGCAGAAGCAGGAGAAGGAGGAGGCCGAGGAGAAGGAGCGGAUCGCCUACGCCGAGAUCGACUGGCACGAUUUCGUCGUGGUCGAGACGGUGCUGUUCACCGCGGCCGACGACCAGAUCGAUUUGCCGCCGCCGACCUCCCUCCACGACCUGCAGUCCGCCUCCCUCGAGCAGAAGGCCAUGAUGUCGCUCAACCCGCUGCGCAUCGAAGAAGCCAUGCCC
Aspergillus brunneoviolaceus CBS 621.78 is the source of this 988-nucleotide messenger RNA. Its product is annotated as putative pre-mRNA splicing factor. Gene Ontology annotation, biological process: regulation of alternative mRNA splicing, via spliceosome; mRNA cis splicing, via spliceosome. Gene Ontology annotation, molecular function: RNA binding. The transcript is spliced from 3 exons. The record is from RefSeq and is a predicted model, not a curated record. Gene Ontology annotation, cellular component: U2-type prespliceosome; U2 snRNP; catalytic step 2 spliceosome. The annotation marks the transcript as partial. Lineage: Eukaryota; Fungi; Ascomycota; Eurotiomycetes; Eurotiales; Aspergillaceae.